CACCCGUGGGUCGUGUUUAUGUUGUUUGUUGUGCAACACGCCGGCCCCACAUUCCAAACGGAAUGACACCAUUGAGGGUUUCCCCCUUCAUCGAUGUGCUCACAGCUUGAGCCGUGCGACUGUUGUCAUUCAGUUUGGUGCCACAUAACGGACAGUGCGUGUUACAGCAGACGUGAACAGCGCGUGUUUUUUGUUGAUAUUCUUGACUUGCCAGUGUGACUGUGUAGGGUCGUGAUUUCAAAUUGGAUGGAUGGAUCUACCAUAGGCCUACCUAAUGGAGCAUUUAUAAUCUGAAUGUCUUUCUCUAAAAGCUGUAUAUAUCCCUGCGUUUUAGCAGUGAAGUGUUUAUUUUGUGUUUUAUGAAAAAAUUCUGUCGAUGACAUUUCAUUUCGUUGAACUAAAUGGACAAUUUUUUGUGGGAGUUAAAUUCAAUUUGGUUCAUUCAGUGAAUUCAGAGACACGUCAUAGGAAAAAAUAUUUUUUUUUUUGAGAUUUAAAAUUGUAUUUUCUCUGACCACUAGAUCACAACAAUCGUUUUGUGCGUAAAAAUUGAUUGACAGCAGCUAAUUACACGUAUAUCUUUUUGUUGGAUAUAUCAGUUUUCUUUUGUUCUGUUUGGAUAUCGUCAGGAAAAAAAUUGUUCCUCCUGGACAUUUGCUCUAACUCUCGAAAUGGCUCUUGUCCAUGGGUGAUCGUAGCCUCGCCCAGAGCACACCGGCCACAAUGAGAGGCGGGGUACUAGAGCCACUCGAGCCGGUCGACCGGGACAACUGCAUGCCGCUACAGGCGGUCAUCGUCAGAAACGGCAAGAUAUUCGUGGACAGCAUCGAUAGCCUGGACCACGGCGUCAAUGACGAGAAUCGGAGGCUGGAUGCCGAGGUCGUCGACGGAGGCCUUGACGACGACGACGUCUGUGAGAACCAUGGGCCAAGCGCAGAGGUUAACGGGAGCAUUGGAGGACGAGAGGAGGGCAUCAGCGACGAGAACCGGAGAAUGGAGGAGGAGAUUGACCGCCUGACUGGGGGAAACGAUGAUGACGACGACAUUGAUAGUUGCAAGUUCUCCCAGGAAGCCUUCGACUCGUUCAUGAGUGCCAGUGAAGAGAACGAGGACGAACUGGGAGACAUCAUGAUCUACAACCAGCUGGCCAACGGCAAGGAAACGGGCAUUGGCGGCAGCAUUUCGGUUAGGCAAGCGUAUCAGAGGCGCGGCCAGCAGAAUCACAUCCAUCAGUUCGAGCAGUAUGACUAUCACCCUCACCAGCAUUAUCACGAUAAUCACGAUGCGGAGGCCACCAGCGGCCCCUUUUACAACGGUGGCUUCUCGUUUCAUGAAGAAGGCAACUCCAGCGUGGCCGACCUUCACUCCAUCUACCUCCGGCACGGCCCUCCGGUCCACCUCAUGUACGACGUUCGGAACAUUUCCACCUACGAGACGAACGGUCAUGAGUUGGGGGAGAGCGUUGACCCCAGCGCCAGGAAUAGCAAGGCGGCUUGCCGUCGCAGAGACAGUUUAAACCUGGAAGAAUACUCGACCUUCGACGAGGACGUGGAGCGCCUGCUGAGUGAAGACUUAGACUGCUCGUGGCGUUAUGUCCCUUUAUACCCGGAAACUUAUUAUAGCUCAGGUCAAGAAGUUCAAAGAGUGAGUGUCAUCACAGAGCUGCCCAACCUUCUCCGAGACAACACGGUGGAAUGUAUGAGACGUGUGGUGCCCAAAGUCAGGGAAGUCCUUCAUGUGGCCAACAUCGACAUGCAGUUGGCCGCGGCCACCGCCUUCCUCCAGAUUUUGGAGCGACAGCUGGUUAGCGUGGAGGAUUACAAAAAGACAUUUUUACAGACCAUCCUGACCUCAGUGGACAAUAAGAACGAAGAAGUGGCCAAUGCUUGGCUGGAGACACUGCUGACUUGUAUUGAUCUCCUUCCUAAAGAUGUGGUGAAGAAAGACAUCCUAAAGGGAGAGAAUUACGUUUUGUCUAUAGCGGUCAACAAGGGUCAGUUGAGUCAGACACUUCAAGCCAGGCUGUCUUGUUGUAAAAUAUUGGGCAAAGUGUCUUCCAAGUUCGAAAAUUUUGUUGUGAAGAAUGAUGUCCUCCCUGUGGUCUUGUCUCUAUGUGGUGAUGUGGAAUAUGAUGUUCGAGCCUGUAUGUGCCAAAAGCUUGAUGUUGUGGCCCAUGGACUGGGACUGGAAUUGACCAAAGCUAAAUUGCUGCCCCAGUUGAUAGAAUUAUCAGAAGAUGAGUCUCCAAAUGUUACAUGUGCUUGUCUUGAAACUACUGCCAACAUCAUUUCAAUGUUAGACAGAGAAGCCAAUGUGAAUGCAAUCAUACCAAUGGUGAAAGAACUGUUGGAGAAAGCCAUCAGUAAAGUGGACACAACUCUUCCAGUAGCAUCAAAGUUGUUUGGUCGUUUAUGUCAUAGUCUAAUGGAUUACAUGACAGUUGAUGACAAGGCUUACUUCCAAGAAUAUUUCAAGAAACUCUGUAAAGUGGGUGUGUCUGAGAAAAAAUACAAGGAAGAUACACAAAAGUUAUUAGAAGGUUUUGAGAUGUAUGAACAGACAACAGACAUCAGUGUAGAGACUAGAAGAUAUGCAGCUUAUAAUUUCCCUGCCAUGGUGCUAUUUGUUGGAGCCAAAUUAUUUCGCUCAGAGCUUUAUGGAUGUUUCAGCCAGUUGUCUAGAGAUCCUCACAGUUUGGUGAGAAGAACUGUUGCAGCUGGUUUCCAUGAGGUUGCCAGAUUGUUAAAUACAAAUGUUGGUAUUCUCUUUACUGAACUGAAUUCUUUGCUGAAUGAUGCUGAUAUUGAGAUAUUGAAAGCGAUCAUUCCAAACUUUCAGGUGAUUAUGUCUCCUCUGGCUACUCUUGGCUUUGAUCAGUUUACAGAAAACAGGACACACGCUGUACAGGAUGUUGUGACCAACUACCUCAGAGCCGAGACAACUGUCUUCAGCUGCCCAUGUUGGAGGACCCAGGAAGCUAUGCUUGCCAAUCUGCAGACAACUCACUUGCUGUGCUCUAAUGAUUUUGUUUUUAACAGAGUCUUGCCAGUGCUAAUUGAUAAGCUCAAGUAUGGGAGAGCCCUCCCAGUCAGGGUGAUGGCAGCUAAAACAUUGACUACACUGACAAGACAUUUGAAGUACAAAUCACAGAGGGAUGAGAUACUAGACAUUAUGAUUGAAGACUUUCAUAAAAGUGAUAGUUGCUAUUGUCGGAGCCUAUUUAUAGACCUGGCUAAGUGUUACCUCCAAGUGAACUCAAAGCAGGCAUUCAAAGACAAUUUCUACGAGCUUAUACUUAACAUGAAAUCUGACAAAGUAGCAACAGUUAGGUUGAAAAUGUUGAGCAUCUUUCCAGACAUGAAGCGGAGUCUGAAAUUGCCCAAAGAUCAGAACCUUCGGACAGCUCUGGACACAGCAUUACGGCAAAUUAUAGUUUAUGAUAAAGACAAAGAUGUUCAGCAAGCUGCACAGCAGAUGUCUGAAGAAUUAACCCUUAUACAAGAAGGAAGUGACAACACAAGAGCCAAUAGAAGAAAUUUGUCUGCUGAGGAAGAGGACGAUUUGAAAAGGGAAGAUGAAGAGAAAGAAAUAUUAAUGCGAGAAGAGAAAGACAAAAAGGAUGAAGAAACAAAAUUAUCAAAGAGUGUAGAAAAAAGAAAUUCUGUAGGUAACAAAAAAGAGCUGCUCUCUAAAAUACCAGGCACUAAGAAAGCAUCAUCAAGUACUAUGAAACUGUCACCAGGUAGUUUGAAGGGAGAGAAUAACCAAAGUUUAUCCAAACGAGCACUCAUAACUACAGGGACAACAAAUACACUGACAUCUGCCAAAGUUGUGGCAGCUCUGACCAAUGAGAAACAUCCUUCUGUAUGUCUGAUAAAGUCUAAAUCUACCACCUGCAUUCCUUCCCUUAUACCACGUCUGGAGCACAGGCCAAGCACACCCCCUAAAAAGGAUCCAGUGCGUCGUAUCCCAGUACUAGUCAACUCCAAAACAGUUCCAUCCACCACUUCUCUUAGUCCCAGUGCAUCCUUCAGCAAAAAAUCCACAUCUCCGACACCUGUGAAAAGGAAUCAGUCGAACUCAUCACCUCUCACACCCAAUGCACUGGGAGCCUCUACAGCUAGGCGAGGUUCCACCACAGCUAUUGGCGCUAGUGUUGUUAGUGCAAGAAGAGGCUCUGUGGGCAGUGCCAGCAGUACUGCUAGUGAUCAAUCUGUGAAAGUGAAAGCUGGCACAACUCCUACCAAGCCAGUGACUAUGGCUACCAGACUCACCAAGAAAUCCACAAAGUGAAAUGUUGGACUUCAAUUCUCCACUCUACCAGACUUGCUCAUUGUUCAACCAAUAGUGUAACAUUGUGAGAAAGAUCAUCAGUUCCUUUUGCUAAACUCUCAUGAUUCUAUAGCUCUUUCAUUCUUGUUUUCUUUCUUUCUUUCUUUCCAGUGCUUAAGUCUAUACUCAUUGCAGCGCAGUGCAGUAUUAGUAACAUUUAUGGUACACCAAUAUUAUACUAUGUAUUGUUUACAUUGAUUUCUUAUAUGUAACCCUGGCAAGUGGUAUUUAACAGUAACCCCUGCUAGUGGUUCUGCUUUGUAUAAUGGAUGUUUGUUUUUUUAUAGCAAGAAAUGUGAAACUAUAUGAAUGGCUAGUUUUAAAUUAUAGCUAAUUCUUCUCAUCUAGUGACAGCUGUUUAUCGUCAUCAUCAUCGUUCGUGUCUGUUUGAGAGGGUGAGGUUACUCAUAUUGUUUCCAUGCAGGUCAACGGGUUCCACCCAUCUGUCAAAUCAGAAAUCAGGAUUUGGCAAGUUGGGAAUGAAGCAGGACAUUUUGGUGCAACCGUUUUGGUGCAAAAUGUUUUCGCCUUAUUAAUGAUGUUCAUUUAUUCUGUAUUUAAAAAAAAAAAAAGAUACAUAUCUAUGUUUUGUAUGUGUGUUGGUGUUCAUGUAAUGAGCAAUUGUUAUUUUUGUCUAUUAGAUUUAGGAUUGAAGUUUGUGGUGUACAUAUUAUGUAAGUAAUAUUACAUUGAGUUUGUGGGUUUUAAUAUUGUCCAAAAACCAAAUGAAUCACUGAUACAAUUCCUUUUUUCAUGUAAAAAUGAUUUUAUUUAAUUUAUAAUAUCACCAAGUCAAAUAAGAAAACUCGUGAAUUUCAGACUGUCCAUUGUGCACACCUGAACUAGAAUUUAUUAGGGGCAUGGGAGGGAAGCAUGUCAAAAUUGUGGUUUCAGGUAGAAGGCAGAUUUUUUUUUAUAGAUUGUUUUUCCAUGUUUUGGAUGCUCCUUCAGAAUUGAAGAUAAUUACAUCCUAACCCAAACAUCCCACAGAACCUUGGGAAGGGGGGGGGGGGAUGGCAGCAGACAGAGUUCAAAGCUGUAACCAUCAAGAUGACGUUCAGAGAACAUACCUUGACCGGGCAGUCACAUGAAAUAGUUAAAAUUCUUUUGGGAGAGAAUGUAUAGUAUAGUGAAUCAAAUGUUUUAUUUUUAAAUGUUUUGUGUUUUAUAAAUUAUCGGCAGAACUUUGUGCACCAAAACGGAAUACGCCAAAAAAAACAUCUGCACCUAACUGUCACAUAGCAAGUUUGGUACAUGAAAAAAAAAGACUAUGAACUAUGCAAAAUAGGAACCAAUAGAGUGAAUAGCCCAUCAUGCACUGGGCUAUAAGAGCUUGCACAGUCCUCAUUAGUCUGCACCACAGGGCCCACUCAGACUCAUGGAGAUUUUUUUUAAUCCCAACAUUCAAAGCACAUCUCAUCCUCCAACUUUUGGCUGAUCAUUUGGGCAUGAUUAAAGUUACAAAGAUAGCUGAGUGUUUGGCUGUUCAUAGUAGAUUUUUUUUUUACUUUGAUUAAGGAUGUUUUUAAGUUCACCCAGUUAUAAUGGGUGCCUAACUUAAUUUUAGGACAACUAAAUAAAAGAUCUUUUUUAUCAUUGUAUUGACUACAUGAUAGCCUUGUUAGCUCUAUACAACAGAAGCAAUUGAACUUGAAGUCUCAAAUUGUGAAUUAAAUGUCAGAAAUGUGUUUUCCCACCAAUAAGUCCUCCCAGAACUUAAAGAUGGUAUAAUUUUUUAAUUUGUCAGACAUCCAGGUUGAGACAGUUUUGUUUUCUUGUUUUUUUUUAUUAUUAUUUGAAAAUUUGGCUCUCAGCAUCUCAGAUGGGUCAAUUGCUUUAGACAGAGCUCAGUUCAACUUUUUAUACACAGGCUAAUUUAGAAUUGGCUGUAGCUCAAUUUGAUAGGUUUUAUCCUUGCAGUAGCAAUAAUUUAUCACUCGAAAUGUUGUAUGGUCUGUGUCUUGAUCUUGUCCACUUGUCAUGACAAUGAACAGUUUGAAUAUUGGUACAUGAAUGUUUCUUGAUGACCUUGUUUCAGAUAAAGAUAUAAAUAUUAGAGAAUAUAAUCUAUAUAUAUUUGAUUGUUACUAUUUAUAGUACAUGCAACACAGUGUUUGUACAAAGUCUAAAUGUGAUAGAAAUGUAAUCAUCCAAUACCAGAGAUGUUGGUGGCCCAUUACAUUGGUCAGUUAUACAAAUGUUGACUAUGGCAUACAGUUUUUGUUGUUCCCAGUUAGUUUUACUGUUGAUUUGUAUCUUCAAUUUUUUUUUUUUUUUUUUUUUUUUAGCUUUUUCAUUUGUUUUUCUUUGAGUGGUUUUGGGAGAAUCUGUAUUUGUGUAGCUGUUGUAUUUUGUAUGGCUUAAGAGUGUGUUUGAUUUAGUUCCCUAAGAGUUGGCAGCUGUUAGUCACAUGACAGAAUCUCUUAGAUUGAUGUAUCAAUAAACUCCACAUAUCAGUCCAGAGUUCAGUAUGUCUGUAAUUGAAAUAUUUUUUUUCUGUGAUUAUUUUUUUAACAACGUUUUUGUCAUGUUAGUCUCAUAUUAAAAUCUACAUGAGAAAGAAUUCUUCAGAACUCUUUUUAGAUGUAUAGUUUUGUUAAUAAAAAGAAAACUAUUUUUUUAUACAAAUAUCACAGUUGAUAGUAUUCAAUUUCAAUCUUUUUAACCUGACAUUUAAAUAAGUCCUUUGAUCCUGUAAUGAGAAAAUGUUUUGUUUGCAUAAGCCAUUUGUAGUCAGAAAAAUGUCUGCUUGACAACUUGUGAUGUUUCAAAUUUUAUGUUUAUCCACAUUCCAUUGAAUAAUUCCAUUUCAAACAUUUGGCUGAACUAAUUUUCCAUUAACAAUUAUAUUUAUAUACUAUAUUGUGUUCUGUGUUGUCCCAAGUCAUUGGUCUCUUGUCAUACUGUAGUGUGUUCUGUGUUGCCCCAAUUCAUUGGUUUCUUUUUGCUCUUAUAAAAACUCAAAGCAAGUAUUCAAAUUAUUACCGUCCAUGUUUAUUAACGUCCUUCAUUUUUUUCUGCUAUUAUUUUUUAGAAUGAUUUUGUACUGACAUCCAAUCCAACAUUGUAGAUUAGAAGCAACAAUUCCAGUCUACCUCUGUUAUGUCCAGUGUUAGUGUUUUUUUUUACAUGCAUAGAAUGUAGUGAAAAUGUUUGACAGAAGAAGAAAUCUAAAAAAAACCUAUCUGAUAUAUCUAAAUAUUGCUGCUUUUGUAAUAUUAGAAAGUGAUAAAUUCUUUAUUGUUUUUGAGAAAACACCCAAUGAAUGUUUUCAUCGUGUUCAUUUAACCCUAGAACUAAAUUCUAUUCAACAUCACAUGGUGGCUGCUAAGUGGCAUUUUUUUGGGUUUACCAACGACCAAAGAUUGGAACUUGUAUUUGUAAUAGCAGAACACAUUUCUAUUCUAUCUUCUUUCAAAGGAGAAAUGUAAGGCUUGAUGGAGAAUCAUGGGAUAAGUCUAUUUUGUUUAGGUUUAUAUUUCAAUGUGAGGAUCUGGUUAAAAGCUAAAUUAUGUAGCAGCAACCUAGAUGUUUUCAUAUUAUAGUGAUCUUGUGAAUGUAGCAUCAAUACAACUUGCUAAAUGUUUUUCAUUAAUUUUUAUAUUCAGUGAAAUAACUAAACAAUUAUGUCAUUUUUAUAUAGGUGUUAAAACAAUGACUAAAUCAUUCGUUGGUAUGUAGAUGCUUCAAACAACUGACUUCUUGGUGUGUAGAUGAUGUGCUUGUAAGUUUUCUUGUCACUAACAUUUUCUUUUUCAUUUUAUAACAUUUUGUGUACACUAUACUAUUAGGAAUAUUUCUAUUGAAUUAAAUCAUUAAGAUACUAAUUAUGAAUCUGAUGUUUAAACUCUUGCCAUAUGUUUGAUAUAGUAAGAAUUUUUUUUUUGAAAUUUAAAUGAUUUUUCUGAAUUUAAGAUCUGUAUGAAGUUCCACUCUUUCAAUGUAUAAGUAUUUUGUCAUACUUGUACUAAAAGUCAUAGAAACAUUUUUUGUUUGUUUGCUUAUUUCAACACUUGUGUAUAAUGAACAACCCUGAGAUUACAACUUGUAGCUUAGCUUUAGUGAACACAUGUAGCCAAUGUAAAGACUUGACAUUUCUGUACAUAUUGUAAUCACAAAGCUAGCUGUUACAAAGUGUAUUUGAUUGACUUGGACUGACAGUUUUGGUGUGAAUGUUUCUAAAAUAACAUACUUUACAAGUUUCAUUAUUAGUCAAUAAAUUUUGCAUCUGUGACCAAAA
Messenger RNA from Biomphalaria glabrata, 8572 nucleotides. Its product is annotated as serine/threonine-protein phosphatase 4 regulatory subunit 4-like. The transcript has 28 exons. Gene Ontology annotation, cellular component: cytosol; protein serine/threonine phosphatase complex. Gene Ontology annotation, molecular function: protein phosphatase regulator activity. The record is from RefSeq and is a predicted model, not a curated record. Bases 685 to 4293 code for a protein of 1202 amino acids. NCBI's taxonomy places the organism in Eukaryota, Metazoa, Mollusca, Gastropoda, Planorbidae.